Molecule: messenger RNA, 963 nt
Organism: Hemisphaericaspora subhashii
Lineage: Eukaryota; Fungi; Ascomycota; Pichiomycetes; Serinales; Debaryomycetaceae
Product: 25S rRNA (uracil2843-N3)-methyltransferase
Exons: 1
Coding region: 1-963 (320 amino acids)
Source: RefSeq, a predicted model, not a curated record
AUGAAUAGAGACAGAAGAUCCAAGAAGCGAGCCGCUGCCUCAACAGACAGCAAUGAAACAGGAUCAAGUGAUAUCCUUCCGUUCACAUCAGAUGAUUGUAUGGAACCCACCAAAAUCAUGGAUUUAUUCGAAGUAUGUUUCAAAAACGUCCUCGAUUCUCCUGAGUUACAAGAGCAUAUUCAAGUAGUGAAAGGAGAUUUAUAUAAUCGAGAUUAUCUUUCUGCAUUUAAUAAUGACGAUAAAAGAUUCGCUUAUGCAUCGCGUUGGACACCAGCUAGGGCAUUGGCAUAUACUUCGCUUUUCGCAUCUUUGGAACCAAUUAAAGAAUUAAUGGAAGAUCCUGAGUCUAAGAAAUCAGUCUUAUGCGUUGGCGGCGGAGCAUCUUCAGAAUUGGUAGGGUUGGCAGCAGUGUUCGCUAGAUUAAAGGAAUACAAUUCCGGCUCUGCCUCAGAACUCAAUAUUAAGUUGAUCGAUAUCGCAGAUUGGUCAUUGGUUGUGAAUAAUUUAACAUCGUAUAUGAAAAGCAAUUGGGUAUAUCAUCAAGAAAAGCUCAAUUCUGAAUUCGUUUGUGGAGAUGUCUUGACUGUCAAUCCAGAUUCCCUCGGUCUCGAAACUCUUGAUUUAGUUACGCUCUUAUUCACAACAAAUGAAUUGUUUGCAGAAAAGAGAAAAGAAACUAUAAGACUCCUUCAAUUAUUGAAUUCAAGAUGUAAACAGGGAAGUCUUUUGUUAAUAGCAGAAAGUGCAGGUUCAUACUCACAUAUCACGAUUGGAGAGAGGCGGUUCCCAGUCCAAUUUUUAAUAGAUACAGUAUUAAUAGGCAAGCCGGGUGAAAGUAACGGAGCGUGGGAAAUAGUUCAACAAAGCGAAAGUUGUUGGUAUAGAAUAAAUCAAAAAGAAGUGGAAUAUCCUAUGAAAUUGGAGAAUAUGAGAUUCUUUUAUAGACUUUAUAGAAAGAACUAG